AUGGAGCAUAUGCUCGUGUCUCGCGCCCUCUGGACCAGCGACGGCAAAUGUGUCCCAGCUCACGCGGGGGAUGGGUUCGCCAGCGUGCAUGUCACCCGCGAGCUGCCGGCGGGCGCAGCGUUCGGCCCGUGUGUCCUUCAUAACGGCUUCUACGACACGAUCGCCUUCAUCGCGCUCAAAGCACGCGACAGUAAAAGCAACUGCUACGCCUUUCGGGUUGAUCCUGAGGCCAUGAGGUCGUCUCCGCUGGCGUUGUCGUGGUUACGGCUGGUCCAGGCGGCUCGGAACCGUGCGGAGCAGAACACGGAGGUGUUCUUGAAGGCGGGUCAGCUGUUCUUCCGCACCCUGAGGCGUGUCCAGGAGGGGGAGGAGCUUAUGGUCUGGUACGAUGACGAACUGGCCCACCUCCUGGGCCUGAGGGACCUCAGAGCCACACACACACCUGACAGUAUGUGCUGCAUGAGGUGUGGUCAGACCUUUCAGCACGAGUACCCAUACCUGGCUCACUGCCGAUUCCUCUGCCCAAACAACAAAGCUGAUUGGUUGAGCAGCGAGCCUCUGAAGUAUAAGCCAGUUCCUGAUUGGUUGAGUGGCGACCCUCGUGACGAGAGGCAGCCGGAGGUGAAACGGACACACAGAGACUCCCAUCUCGCUCGCUCUCUCACACACGCGCGCACACACACACGCACACACACUCACACCGACUUCCACAACAUCGCCCGCGACCUGGAGCACAGGGCGGACACCUGCCCCAGCCCCCGCAAGCGUCGCCACGACGACUCGCCCGGCAACCGUGGGUCCAGGAAGUCAGUGCUGCUGGAGAAAGCAAACCCGUCCAACGAGAGCAAUAUCCCCCCGCCACCAACAGAGGGCGGCAUUGAGAGUGCGGCAGCAGGAGCGCGAUUGGGUACAGAGGGGGGCGUGUCCAGGAAGGUAGCCACGCCCACCGAGGACAGGGACGGCGAGAACCCGAAAUGGCGCGCGGAACGCUGCGCCGACCGGAACCUGAGGACUCCUGAGCGUGUUCUGCUCGGUUCCGUUAGCGCUCUGCGGGGGAACGAGGAGCAACAACGCAGCGCUUUCUGCAGACCGCACAGACGCCUGGCCACGUCAGAGACACACACACCCUCCAGCACAGACUCACACUCCAGCACAGACACACACUCACACACACCCUCAAACUCCAGCUUACACACACACCCACGCUCCAACAUUGACACACAUUCACACACACACUCACGCUCCAACACAGACACACACUUACACACACACACACACUCACGCUCCAACACAGACACACACUUACACACACACUCACGCUCCAGCGCUGCCUUCUACAGCCCGCCAACUCCAUCCGCCGACCUGCCGCUCGCUCUGGAACCGAAGCCGGCGGCAAUGACCUUCCGGAACGUUCUAGGCCCUGCCCUGCUCUACGGGGACCUGCCGAGCGGACCGCCACAGUCCAGCGUCCAGUCGGGGUACCCCUACACCCCCGACCACCACCACCACCAGUGGCCCCCCCGGGGCAGUUUGGGGGUGACCCCCCCGCCGUUGUUACCCCCCACCCUGAGCCCGCUGGGCGUGGCCGGGCAGAACUGGUGCGCCAAGUGCAACCUGUCCUUCAGGAUGACCUCCGACCUGGUGCUGCACAUGCGCUCCCACCACAAGAGGGAGCCGGCGAGCGGCGCGGUUCCGCUCAGGAGGUACCGAGAGGAGCGGCUCACCUGCCCGGUGUGCCAAGAGCACUUCAGAGAGAGACACCACCUGUCGCGCCACAUGACCUCUCACAACUAACACACACACACACACACACACACCACAGCAUAGAGACAUGGACCUGUCGCGCCACAUGACCUCUCACAACUAACACUCACACACACACACACACACCACAGCGUGGAGACAUGGACCUCUCACAACUAACACACACACACCACAGUGUGGAGACAUGGACCUGUCACGCCAUAUGACCUCUCACAACUAACACACACACAUACACCACAGCUUGGAGACUGUCACAGCUAACACACA
Messenger RNA from Sardina pilchardus (European sardine), 2031 nucleotides. RefSeq names its product zinc finger protein 488 (gene znf488). Lineage: Eukaryota; Metazoa; Chordata; Actinopteri; Clupeiformes; Clupeidae. Gene Ontology annotation, cellular component: nucleus. Gene Ontology annotation, biological process: oligodendrocyte development; regulation of DNA-templated transcription. Gene Ontology annotation, molecular function: protein binding. The transcript has 3 exons. The record is from RefSeq and is a predicted model, not a curated record. The coding region runs from base 1 to 1794 and encodes 597 amino acids.